Molecule: messenger RNA, 2254 nt
Organism: Leptopilina heterotoma
Lineage: Eukaryota; Metazoa; Arthropoda; Insecta; Hymenoptera; Figitidae
Product: aminoacylase-1-like
Exons: 6
Coding region: 64-1323 (419 amino acids)
Biological process (GO): amino acid metabolic process
Cellular component (GO): cytoplasm
Molecular function (GO): aminoacylase activity
Source: RefSeq, a predicted model, not a curated record
CUUUCAUCGUUACAGUUCGAUUCCUACAGUCGAUGUUUCCCCUUUAUAAUAAUUUUUCCAACAAUGAUAAACUUUAUCAAGUGUCUCAUUAUUCUUGUGAUUUGCGUUAAAAUACGAAAUGUUCAGAGUACGGAAUCUGAACUGAACGCGUUGGCUUUAAAAAAUCUUAAAGAGUAUCUUCAAAUUCCGUCAGUACAACCUAAUGUGAAUUACGGUCCUUGUGUAAAUUUUCUGAAAAAACAAGCCGACUCUUUAGAUCUGCCUGUCAAAGUUGUGGAAUUGCAUCCUAAGAAACCAAUUGUCAUUAUAACAUGGGAAGGAACAGAACCAGAAAAACCCUCCAUUUUAUUGAAUGGACAUAUGGAUGUCGUGCCAGUAUUUCCCGAGGAGUGGACAUAUCCACCUUUCGGAGCGGAAAUGGACGAGAAGGGAAAUAUUUAUGCUCGUGGCUCGCAGGACAUGAAAGGUCACAGCAUCCAGCAAAUUGAAGCGAUUCGAAGAUUGAAACUCAAAGGUAUUCGUCUAAAAAGGACGAUUCAUCUCUCGUUUGUGCCGGACGAAGAGAUUGGCGGUCUGACUGGUAUGAAGACAUUUAUUUUCUCCACGGAAUUCAAAUCGUUGAAUGUUGGCUUUGCAAUGGAUGAAGGCGAUUUUUCCACUGAAAACAAAUUCCUCGUGAGUUAUGGGGAAAAAUCUUGGUUUCAAAUAUGGAUUAACUGCCAAGGUGAUCCGGGCCACGGUUCCUCGCUUCUGAAUAACACCGCGUCUGAAAAAUUGAGAUUCAUCAUCGAUCGCUUCAUGGAUUUCAGAGCUUCCGAAAAGGCGAAAUUGCAGGAUCCGAAUGUGAAAGCCGGAAAUGUGACUUCAAUUAAUUUAACUAUGAUGAAAGGAGGCACUCAAAUAAACGUGGUGGCUAAUGAAUUGUCGGUUGCUUUCGACAUUCGACUUCCACCUCAAGUGAAUCAUGAAGAAUUUGAAAAUAUGAUCAACGAUUGGUGCAAGGAGGCUGGGGAUGGGGUGUACUACACUAUUAUAAAUAAGGACCCACCUAUCGAAAAUACUAAAAUUGACGACAGUAAUAUUUACUGGGUUGCUUUUAAGAACGCUACUGAUCACUUGGGCAUGGAAGUGGAACCUUUCAUAAUGACUGGAGUUACCGAUGCUCGAUUUUUACGACUUGUUGGAAUUCCAGCCCUUGGAUUUGUUACAAUACACAAUACUCCCCAUCUUGCCCAUGCGAGUAACGAAUAUUUAAAUAAAGAUAUUUUUCUACAAGGAAUAGAUAUUUUUAUGAAAAUCAUUCCUGCUGUAGCAUCUGCAUGAAAGCAUGAAGAUGACAUUGGAUUUUAUAAAUACAGUCAUUCGGACAAGUGGUUUUUUAAUAUAAAAAUUAUUCCAACGUUUCGAAAUCAAUACGAUUUCCUCUUCAGGAAAUUCUAAAUUUUAUUACGUGAACGUAAUAGAGGCGUAUGAAUUACUAAAUAAUAAAAAUCAAUGAAAAAAAGGAUAAAAAUUGUGAAUAAAUUACAAGCUCAUUAUUACUACCCAAUGUAUGUGAAAUAAUUACUUUUUUGCACUUGUAGUAGUAAAUUUUCAAUUUGACCUAAAUUAUAUCAGAAAAAAAUAUUUCAAAUAGGAUGUCAUAUUUAUAAAUUAUAAUAAAAAUUGUAACAUCGAGAAAUAUUUUUUUUUUAUUAAACAAUAAUUAAAAUCCUAUCUGAUUGUUUUCAUAAGAAUGUAGUUGAAAUAACAACUCACGCACAUUAAAUAUUGACUUGACCAUACUUUAUAAAUUUUUAAUGAACCUAAUCUUGAUAUUAUUAUCACGUAAACAACGACGCGAAUGAUGGAAGAUAAUAUUAUACUCACUAUUCUGCAUAAUUUCGAACAAAAGAAGUGUGUAAACAGAAAGAGUCAAUCAAAGAAAAAUGAAGUUGUAUUUCGAAAAAAUAAAGCGAGCAAUAAUGCCAAUUUUAAUCGUAAAUUGGUUAAUAGGUUUAGGGCCAGUUCAAUAUCCGAUUGGUAAUUCUCGAGGACAAUUUAGUUUCAUUUUUGUCCUCUUAAUUGCUUCUUGUUAUUUAUUUGUCAGUUAUACGGAACUUUUAGGCUCAUGUAGCGAUACAAAUGUACAUAGUUUUGACUAUCUUGUCUUCUCAGUGAAUAGAUAUUUAAACACUUUUACGGCUAUUACUUCAUUGAUUAUUGGAUGGUUGAAUCGAAAAGUGCGUUUUCUAAUAAAUGUUUUCGCCUCAUA